CUUUACAGCCCGUCAAGAACAUUAGGCGAACAUGUACACACUUGUAAGCGGGCUUUAUAAAAAGUAUACACAACGACAAGAGUUUUUUGUGAUUAUUCUUGGUCUGGACAAUGCUGGUAAAACUACAUUGCUGGAACGUAUCAAGUCUAUUUAUAACGGAGUACCUGGACUGAGUUCUGAAAAUAUUGGACCAACAGUUGGAUUAAACAUUGGAAAGGUAGAUGUAAAGAAUGUCCGUCUCAACUUUUGGGAUCUGGGCGGACAGAGGGAACUCCGGAGCAUAUGGGAAAAGUACUAUUCGGAAUGUCAUGCGAUUGUUUUUGUCGUAGAUUCUACUGAUCGAGUUCGUAUCGAAGAAGUUCAGGCCACUUUGGACAAAGUGAUUCAUAAUGAAACCAUUGAAGGUGUGCCUGUUAUUAUGUUGGCCAAUAAGCAAGAUGCACCCGAUGCAUUAAAGCUGCACGAUAUUCAGCACAUAUUUAAUCAGAUCGCGGUAGCUCUGGAAGCCAGAGAGAGUAAAGUCAUGGCUGUAUCAGCUCUACAAGGAAACGGAGUACAAGAAGCAGUGGAUUGGUUGUACUCGAGAUUAUUAUUAAAUCAGAAACAUCGACCUCCAAUCUACAACAACUGAGCAUGUCAUGUUUAAAUAAAAAUGCAUGAUUUCAUUAUAA
This is a messenger RNA of Batrachochytrium dendrobatidis JAM81, 671 nucleotides long. RefSeq lists its product as uncharacterized. Lineage: Eukaryota; Fungi; Chytridiomycota; Chytridiomycetes; Rhizophydiales. Bases 32 to 631 code for a protein of 199 amino acids. Gene Ontology annotation, molecular function: GTP binding; GTPase activity. The record is from RefSeq and is a predicted model, not a curated record. The transcript is spliced from 4 exons. Gene Ontology annotation, cellular component: Golgi apparatus. Gene Ontology annotation, biological process: protein localization to Golgi apparatus; intracellular protein transport; Golgi to plasma membrane protein transport.